Molecule: messenger RNA, 480 nt
Organism: Colletotrichum phormii
Lineage: Eukaryota; Fungi; Ascomycota; Sordariomycetes; Glomerellales; Glomerellaceae
Exons: 1
Coding region: 223-390 (55 amino acids)
Source: RefSeq, a predicted model, not a curated record
CCAGCCUCCUCAGCAUUCUCAACAUUCUCGACCGCGCGAGGACCGUUCUUUGAAUUCUUGGAAGCCUUGGAGUUCUUAGAAUCUUUGGAGGCUUGCGAGUGGUACGAGGCAAGCGAGUCCUUGCAAUUCUGUCCACAGUUUCCAGCGCUCAGCUUCUUGUGGUUGUCGUCGUGCUUCUUGACAUCAGCGGGGGUGUUGGCGCCCCUGGCCUCUCUGGUCUCGAUGUUGGUCUCAAUGUCGAGAGCCUCAACUGGGGUACCGUCCUGGAGUCCUUCUCCAGCAAGAGCGGUCAGGUCGUGGGGCUGGGCGACAGGCAUGGCAGUGACGACGCCGGUGGCGGUCAAGGUGGCAAGGAAGAGAGUGCUGAAGAAGCGCAUUUUGGCGGUUUAACGGUUUGAAUAUGAAGAAGAUUGAAGUGGUGUUUGUGGUAGAGGAACCGAGAGAGUGUUGAGGCUGGCUGGAGAAGCUGAAGUCUGAUAC